AUGGCUGCGCCCAGUGGUGGAUUCCAACCUCGUGAGCGGCGGGAACAGGACUGGGAGACUGCGGCCCCAAAGAGGCCCCGGCUUGGGGCAGGAAGCAAGAGCGGAGGCCGGAGGCUCAUUGUGGUGCUGGAAGGGGCUAGUCUGGAGACGGUCAAGGUAGGGAAGACAUACGAGCUCCUCAACUGUGACAAGCACAAGUCUAUGUUGUUGAAGAAUGGACGGGACCCUGGGGAAGUCAGACCAGACAUAGCCCACCAGAGCUUGCUCAUGCUGAUGGACAGUCCCCUGAACCGAGCUGGCUUGCUACAGGUUUAUAUACACACAAAGAAGAAUGUGUUGAUUGAAGUGAACCCCCAGACUCGAAUUCCUAGAACCUUUGACCGCUUUUGUGGCCUCAUGGUUCAGCUUUUACACAAACUCAGUGUUCGAGCAGCUGAUGGCCCCCAGAAGCUUUUGAAGGUAAUUAAGAAUCCAGUGUCUGACCACUUCCCAGUUGGUUGUAUGAAAAUUGGAACUUCCUUUUCCAUCCCACUCGUCAGUGAUGUGCGAGAGUUGGUGCCCAGCAGCGACCCUAUUGUUUUUGUGGUGGGGGCUUUUGCCCACGGCAAGGUUGAUGUCGAGUACACAGAGAAGAUGGUGUCCAUGAGUAACUACCCCCUCUCUGCUGCCCUAACGUGCGCCAAACUUACCACAGCCUUUGAAGAAGUAUGGGGGGUCAUCUGACAACAGCAGAGCCUGGUUCUGAAACAAAGGACUCUUGGCAUUAUGCCCGAGGACUCUGGCUGCCGGAAGAUGCUCUUCCUCUACCAAGACUUUGGAGUCUAGGGAAACCAAACACUGUAUAUUUAUUUUUCAUUUGUCCUAUAUUGUUUUUUGCAAACAAUACACGUAGCAGUACAUGGUGGUAUAAACUGUUUCUAGGAUCAGGGUCAGGUAUGAGGCUGAGUUUGUGGUUCUAGUCCUUUGAAGAUAGCCUUUGGUUCCGGAUUUCCUAGAUUCUUGUGCUCUAAAGGAGGGACCCUGAUGACCUCAGCUUACAGAGAACCAUACAAGAAAAAUAGUCAGGGAUGCCAGCAGUGAAAAACCAAACAAACAGAAGUGAUUUUAUAUGGUAUAGUUUCAAGAUAGAAAAAGUGGAGCAGGCAGGGCCUUGUACCCGUCCUUCCCCCCCAUGGGGGGGGUGGCGGGAUCGGCACAUAUACAAUCGUAAUAGAUUGGCAGAAGAA
Nannospalax galili (Upper Galilee mountains blind mole rat) is the source of this 1226-nucleotide messenger RNA. RefSeq names its product EMG1 N1-specific pseudouridine methyltransferase (gene Emg1). Gene Ontology annotation, biological process: rRNA base methylation. Gene Ontology annotation, molecular function: rRNA binding; rRNA (pseudouridine) methyltransferase activity. The transcript has 6 exons. Gene Ontology annotation, cellular component: nucleolus; small-subunit processome. The record is from RefSeq and is a predicted model, not a curated record. Bases 1 to 723 code for a protein of 240 amino acids. NCBI's taxonomy places the organism in Eukaryota, Metazoa, Chordata, Mammalia, Rodentia, Spalacidae.